Messenger RNA from Dinoponera quadriceps, 1317 nucleotides. RefSeq names its product phosphomevalonate kinase (gene Pmvk). The coding region runs from base 466 to 1092 and encodes 208 amino acids. NCBI's taxonomy places the organism in Eukaryota, Metazoa, Arthropoda, Insecta, Hymenoptera, Formicidae. The transcript has 6 exons. Gene Ontology annotation, cellular component: cytoplasm. The record is from RefSeq and is a predicted model, not a curated record. Gene Ontology annotation, molecular function: phosphomevalonate kinase activity. Gene Ontology annotation, biological process: isopentenyl diphosphate biosynthetic process, mevalonate pathway; cholesterol biosynthetic process.
UCGACUUUUUUAAUUCAACUUUAAAGCAGAACUGCUCGAUUUGUUUACAUCCUUUAGCAUCCCAAUCUAAAUGACUGCCGACACGGACAGAAGCCUGCAUCGAAUGUAGAAGCUUCGAAUACGAACACGAAUCCUUCGUGUGCAGAAAGUAUCGCAAUCAAUGGUGUUGGAGACCUUUAGGCCGUUUAUAACCAUAAUUGAGAAGAAGAAAAAACGCGUAUGAUGGGUUAAAAGGUUAGACAAUCUUAAUUGAUGUAGUACUUUCAAUAAAUAUGUAUAUUGCAAAUGUGGGAACAAUAGGAGAUUUUUUUUUGCAAUAAGUGCGCUAGGCACCUGCGUUGGAACGACCUGUCGUCGGUUCUACGUCAUUCGUUUCACAUCACCGCGUCUCGGUUUCCGACUCGCCGGUAACUGCGGGACUCACUGUGUCCGAAUUAUUACCGUGACUGGUCCGCGCAGCAACCCAUGUCCGUUGUUCUGUACCGCGCCGCACAAUAUAUUGCAUUUGAAUUCCAAGUCGCAGACACCUCGAUGAAACCAAAAAGGAUUUUGUUAUUCAGUGGCAAAAGGAAGUCCGGGAAAGAUUAUAUUACCGACAUCUUAUGUAAAAGGCUUGGUCCACAAAAAUGUACGAUUAUACGAUUAUCAGGACCUAUAAAAACUCACUGGGCCAAGUUACUGAAUCUUGAUCUCGAUCAAUUGUUAGGAAGUGGAAAAUAUAAGGAAGAAUAUCGUAUUAAAAUGGCCGAAUGGGGAGAGAGUAUGAGAGCAAAAGACAGUGGCUAUUUUUGUCGUGCUGCAAUAGAUAUGUACAAAGCACAGGACAAACCAGUAUGGAUAGUAAGCGAUGUUAGAAGAAAAACUGACAUUCAGUGGUUUAUAAAAAAUUAUGGAGAUGUAUGUAAAACUAUUCGUUUAAUUUGUUCCGAGGAAGUUAGAAAAAAGCGUGGCUGGGUUCAUACAUUAGGUAUAGAUGAUGCGGAAGGAGAAUGCGAUUUGGACGAUGUCAGUACGUGGGAUGUCUUAUUGAAGAAUAAUGUUGACAGUGAUAUAGAAACUAUACUGCAACAAUUGCUAGAUCUAGUUGACUAGUAUAAAUUUUGUUAAACAUAUAAAGUAUUAAGAUUUUUUUUUUUUUCAUAUAAAGUAUGACAUUCCACAAUUUUUCAUUUUUUUUAUAUAAAAAAAUAUAUCUAGUAUUAUUUGUAUUGUAUUGGAGGAGGGGUAAUUUUUAUAGUUGCUAUGUAACUAAAAAAACUUUUUGAAGUUUUGUAUGUUAUUUAUAUUUACUUAUAUAUAUAAAUAUUUUUCAUGCUA